AUCUCGUCCAGAGAGGUCACAUGGCUUCUCUCCGGCAGGUGAGGGAGAUGCGGGCUCAAACACCUGCUGGACUCCACGCAGCACUUUCCACGUAAAUGACCCGUCCCAGCUCUUCCCUCCCCACUCCCACACCUGCCCGCGACGCUCCCGGCAGACUCACUUGGGACUCGGGGACACGGCCGCUCACGGACACCUCCACUGGGGCUCCUGAGUGGUUCUGGCACCGGUCAUGGUCUGGAGGAGGGUCGUGGUGCUCGGCUGUUUGCUGCUGCUUCAAUGCGGGGCUGGAAGCAGGAUGGCAAGGCCGCCGCCGUCGACGACUCAUGGCGGGGGUCGGUUGGACGCGGCGCGGAGUCACGUCCGGAGGGACGCCGGCGCUUCCAGGCCUGCCGGCGGGGCUUCCUUCGACUCUUGCCGGGUCAACCUGACGCCUGCGGAGCAUGAAGUUCUGGAUGACAACACACAUGAGACUGGUUUUAAUGGUGACGAUGGCUCUUACGUCAUCCUCACAUGGGUUGGCGAUGGCACAGGGGUCAUCUUGGUGUUGUCCACCAUCAACACCCCCUUAGACACGUUCCUGGAAGGCGGUUCAUCUCGACUUUACAGAAGUACGGAUUACGGAAAGUCCUUCCACGACAUCUCUCAAAGCAUCAACCACACAUUCAUCAAAGAGGAGUUUGGCGUCAGCGUGGGGCCGGGAAGUUCUGUGAUACUGACAGCAGACACCCCAGUGGUGGACCACCCAGGAGGCAUCAUUUUCACCUCCACUGACGCCGGCGCCACCUUCCGCUUCACCCAGCUUCCCUUCCACCUGGCACAGCCCAUCACCUACCACUUCCUCAACCCGGACUACCUGGUGGCGCUCAGCAUUGACGGCGGUCUGUGGCUCUCUGUGGACUUUGGCGCCAAGUGGACAAAAGUGCAUGAUGGAGUGCAUUCUUUCUCAUGGGGUGCUGGCAUCAAUUUGUUCUUCAGCUGCAGUAAAGCAGACACAAUGGAUGCAGAGGAGCGAGGAGACUUACAGCUAAAGAGGACAAAGGACCUGGGGAAGACCUUCACCAUCAUCCACGAGGACGUCUUCAGUUUUGGAUACAUCGGAGCCUUUCUUUUCUUCUCGGUCAUGGAAGAUACGCGAUCGCCCAGAGUCAUGUAUUUUUCCUCUGACCAAGGAGACACUUUUAGUCAAGCGCUACUGCCUUCUGCCUCCACUGAGCAGUUUUACUCCAUCUUGGACGGCGAUGAGGACAUGCUGUUCAUGCAUGUGGACAAUCCAGGAGACACCUACUUUGGAACCAUGUACACGUCUGACGACCGCGGCAUCCUGUUCUCCAAAUCCCUGGAGCGCCACCUGUUUGAUGGGCAGAGGAAGAGCGAUUUCCGGAAUGUCACGUCGCUGCGAGGAGUCUACCUCACCAACAGACUUGACAAAGACGGACGAAUACGAUCGGUCAUCUCCUUCAAUCGCGGCGGAACAUGGCAGCAGCUUUCCAAACCUCAGAAUGUCGAAUGUGGGCAAGAAGUCAAGAACUGCAAGCUGCAUAUUCACGGAGAACACAGUCGCAUCAAUCACAUCGUUCCCAUGCUCCUCAUGUCGGAGCCCACCGCUAUCGGUCUGGUCAUCGCCCAUGGUACCGUGGGGGAUUGCCUGUCGUCCUCGCAGCACCCGGAUGUGUUUGUGUCGUCAGACGGGGGCUACAGCUGGCGGGGGACUUUAAGGGGUCCUCAUCACUACAGCAUUCUGGACUCUGGCGGUCUGGUGGUGGCCGUGGAGGCUCGGCGUGAAGGACAAGUCAAGACCAUCAAGUUCUCCACAGACGAGGGUCACUGCUGGAAGUCGUACAAUUUCACCGAGCAGCCCUUCUUCUUCGCGGGCCUGUCGUCCGAGCCGGGCACCAAGGCCCUGAGCGUCAGCGUGUGGGGCUUCCGUCCCGAAGACGAUGGCCAGCCCAUGUGGGUUGCAGUAACCAUUGACUUCCAGAGCCUCGUCACGAGAGAGUGCGAUGAGCGGGAUUAUGAAGACUGGUUAGCUCAUGCGACACAAGGAGGAACUUCAAGGAGCGAAGGCUGCGUCCUGGGCAUCAAGGAAACGUACAAGAGGCGGAAGAAAGAAUCCGUUUGCAGGAAUGGUCGCGCUUUUGUCUUAAGGAAGAAGGAAAGUCCCUGUUUGUGCACCAGGGAGGAUUUCUUGUGCGACUACGGCUAUUAUCGCCAUGACAACACUUCUGAGUGUGUGCGACAGCCCGAUGCUCACAACAAAACCUUGGAGACCUGCCUGGACGGACAGGAGGACGAGCUCUUCACGGCAGGGUAUCGGAAAGUCCCAAGCGACAGAUGCGAAGGAGGGUUUUCGCCACAACUGGCAGUCCAAACCGUCAUAAGACCCUGCGGCAUCAAGCCCACCUCUAAAUCACCACCUGCAAGCUCCCCCUUGCCAGUUACUCAUUUUGACACACCUCGAGAGAGGAUGGUACUGAUACUGGUGUGCAGCGGCGCAGGCGUCAUCGUGCUGGCAGCAGUUGUCUUCGCGUUCGUAGCCGUCAAUAGAGGAGUCUACAGGAACAGGGCACCAGAGUAUCGCUUCUCCAAUCUCCAGAGUCAAGAGGAUCGUAACGGUGUCACAGGGGACCUUGAAAGCGCCACAAGCAGCAAUGGAACGCCCUGUCCACCGGACUCGGACAAUCAGAAUCUUCUGCAGUGAUGCACACCAGUGCUGUGCUGAAUGGAGGGAUCUGUGUAUCUGGAAGUAGGGCUGCACAAUUGAUGGAAUUUAAUCACAAUUUUGGCUGCCAUGAUUAGAGGAGGGUGAUCUUCUGCAAUAUUAACAUUUAAAAAGCAGGCUCCCCCCUGCAUAUCAAAUCAAGCACUUUCACAGCCCGCAGAGGCAAGAAAGCAACAGCGGCUCGUCUUGAAGACAUGUGAAAAUGGCUCCGCCCACGCCAGAGGCCAUUGUGGAUGCACACUCAGCUCUUUGACCACGCCAGACAACCAACCUUCACUUUUCACGUUUCAAUUCCGUGGAGUCUAACGUGGCGUGCGUUAGAGACCGCUUCGCUCUUAAUAGAUGGCAACAGGUAUGGACGCCAGCACAACACGCUGCUCUACUUGUCUGCCUGGAGUUGCACCAGCAGGACUAACAGCGAGCCAUCGUGCUAAAUAGAGCCUGGAGACACUUUUCUGUCCAGUCCUAACAGUUCUUGCUUGUGUUCUGGCGAGACAUGCUCCACAUUGGAAUUCAUGCACCCCCCCUGCAUCUGCACAUGUGUUUGAAUGCGGAAAUCAAAUUGCACAUUGAGGGACUGCUCUUUCACGUGAGUACAUCCGAUACGUUAAAGGCUGUUUAUUGUAUUUAGCCAUUUAAAGGCCUACUAAAACCCACUACUACCCACCACGCAGUCUGAUAGUUUAUAUAUCAAUGAUGAAAUAUUAACAUUGCAACACAUGCCAAUACGGCCUUUCUAGUUUACUAAAUUACAAUUUUAAUUAUUCGAAACGUCGUGUAAUGAUGACGUGUACGCAAGACGUCUCGGGUUUUUAGAAAGUAUGAGCGCUGCGCACACACACAGCUAAAUGUCGUCUGCUUUAACGGCAUAAUUAUACAGUUUUUUGUACAUCUGUGUUGCUGAAUCUUUUGCAAUUUGUUCAAUUAAUAUUGGAGAAGUCACAGUAGAAAGAUGGAGUUGGGAAGCUUUAGCCUUUAGCCACACAAACACACGGUGAUUCCUUGUUUAAAAUUCUUGGAGGUGAAACUUUUCUAUGGAUCAGACCACAUGUCAACCAGCAGGUUUCGGUGAGAAAAUUGUGGUUAAAAAGUCAGUUCUUACCGGAGAACAGCUGAGCUUGUGCCAUCCAUAGCUGCCGUCGACUCCCCUGAGACACUGCGCGUCAAGACACCCGUGGAGACACCCUUCCGACUAUCAGGUACUAUUAAACUCACUAAAACACUAGCAACACAAUAGAAAGAUAAGGGAUUUCCCAGAAUUAACCUAGUAAAUGUCUGUAAAAACAUAUGAAUCCAUCUUAAUGCAAUCGCGGUUUUUUUAACUUUUAUUUUUUAUUUUAUUUUUUUUCUAGUCCGUCGCUAUCAAUAUCCUCAAACACGAAUCUUUCAUCCUCGCUCAAAUUAAUGAGGAAAUUGUCGUUUUCUCGGUCCGAAUAGCACUUUUUGUUGGAGGCUCCCAUUAAAAACAAUGGGAAUAUGUGAGGAGCCCUCAAACAUGUGACGUCAUCGUCUGCUACUUCCGGUAGAGGCAGGGCAUUUCUUUUAGCACCGAAAGUUGCGGACAUUAUCGCGGAUCUUCUUACUAAAUGCUUUCAGCAAAAAUAUGGCAAUAUCGCGAAAUGAUCAAGUAUGACACAUAGAAUAGACCUGCUAUCCCCGUUUACAUAAAAACAUCUCAUUUCAGUAGGCCUUUAACAUACAAGUUUUAUCACUAUAAACAAUGUUUGUUUAGGUAAAGCGGGAAUGUCCAAAUAAUGACGCAUGGGCCAACCAUGGAUCAUAGCUGGGUUUUUUUUAAUGAGCCCGUACGUUAAAAAUAGAUACAUUCGAUCAUGAGAAAAGAGGAUAUCUUCCAUCCAUCCAUUUUCUACCGCUUGUACAUUUCGGUGUUGCUGGAGCCUAAGCUGCAUAAUAAUACUAAAUAUGAACAAAAAAUACAAAUUUGUCUUUAAAUAUUUAGGAUCUGUUUUUUUUAGCCUUUUUAUUGGACUAUUAAGUGCCCCCCGACCCCCUCGCAACACUGUGCUUCACCUAACAUAAUGAGUUAUGAUUAAUAUACCUUAUUUCAAUAUUGAUUAAAAACAUCCAUCUAUCCAUUUUCUACCGCUUACUCCCUUCGGGGUCGCGGGGGGCACUGGAACCUAUCUCAGCUGCAUUCAGGCGGUAGGUGGGGUACACCCUGGACAAGUAGCCACCUUAUCUCAUGGCCAACACAGAUAGACAGACAACAUUCACACUCUAGGGUCAAUUUAGUGUUGCCAAUCAACCUAUCCUCAGGUGCAUGUCUUUGGAAGUGGGAGGAAGCCGGAGUACCCGUAGGGAACCCACGCAGUCACGGGGAGAACAUGCAAACUCCACACAGAAGGAUCCCGAGCGCAGGAUCGAACCCAGGACCUUCGUAUUGUGAGGCAAACGCACUAACGCCUCUGUCACCUUGCUGCCCUGAUUAAAAACAUACUCAUGAUUAUUAAUUUGGCCGUAUCGUGCAGCCCUAUCUGAAAGACAGCCACGGGAAAAAUACAAUAUCUUUAUUUAUUGAGAUACUUUCAAUUUGUUGCUUUUUUGGCUUUGAAAAACCCUUGAUCUGUUCAAUGUUUGUAUUUUAAUAUUAAAAAGAAGUGAUCCUACUCUGCUUUUUAAUAGUUUUUUGUACAAAUAAAUGGUUUGUAAUGUAUUUAAUUAUAAUAGCGUGAAUGUAAAGCUACUCAAAAAAUGCAUUUAGAGGGAAUGGGAUAUACAACAGUUUAAAGGCCUACUGAAAUGAGAUUUUAUUAUUUAAACGGGGAUAGCAGGUCCAUUCUAUGUGUCAUACUUGAUCAUUUCGCGAUAUUGCCAUAUUUUUGACAAAAAGAUUUAGUAGAGAACAUCGACGAUAAAGUUCGCAACUUUUGGUCGCUAAUAAAAAAAAGCCUUGCCUGUACCGGAAGUAUGUGCACGUGACGUCACGGGUUGUGGAGCUCCUCACAUACUCACAUUGUUUACAAUCAUGGCCACCAGCAGCGAGAGUGAUUCGGACCGAGAAAGCGACAUUUUUUCCAUUAAUUUGAGUGAGGAUGAAAGAUUUGUGGAUGAGGAAAGUUAGAGUGAAGCCUUAGGAAAAAGAAAAGGCGACGGCAGUGGGAUCGAUUCAGUUAUUAGACACAUUUACUAGGAUCAUUCUGGAAAAUCCCUUAUCUGCUUAUUGUGUUACAAGUGUUUUAUUGAGAUUAUAAAGACAUACCUGAAAGUCGGAGGGCUGCAGUGACCGCCAGUGUCUCUGAGGGAAGCCAUAUGGAGGAGCCAAGAAAGUCACAGCUGCCUUUUUAAGCAAACUCCGCUCAAGUCUCCGGUAAGAGCCGACUUAUUACCAAAACUUUCUCACCGAAACCUGCCGGUUGACAUGUGGUGAAAAACAUGUUUGCUUGACCACUCUGUUCCAUAUUAAAGCUUCACAAAAAACAAAGAAACACCGGCUGUGUUUUGUUUGCUAAAGGCAGCUGCAAUCCACCGCUUUCCACCAACAGCAUUCUUCUUUGACGUCUCCAUUAUUAAUUGAACAAAUUGCAAAAGAUUCAGCAACACAGAUGUCCAGAAUACUAUGUAAUUAUGCGAUUAAAUCAGAUUACUUUUAGCCGUGAGUGGUGCUGGGAUAAAAUGUCCGCUCCAACCAAUAACGUCACAAGCACGCUUCAACAUAAGCGUCAUCAUUCCGCGACGAUUUCAACAUGAAACCUCGUGGGAAAUUUAAAAUUGCAAUUUAGUAAACUAAAAAGGCCGUAUUGGCAUGUGUUGCAAUGUUAAUAUUUCAUCAUUGAUAUAUAAACUAUCAGACUGCGUGGUCGGUAGUAGUGGGUUUCAGUAGGCCUUUAAACUGCCUUAGGAUAGUAAAUCCAACCAUUAACAUUACUCCGAAAGCAGUGGGGGCGCUGUAGUCUCCUACUCCCUUCAAAUUAGCGAAGAAGAAAUCGCGGAAGUAUUGUAAGAGCCACAUUGUAAAAUACAUCUUACAGACAAAUAUUGCUUGUAGUGCUUAUAAAACAAAACGCAACGAUUGUAAACGCAUUCCUUAUCUUUGCUAGACGGCGUUUUAGCUGAAAGAAAAUAAAAACACCUUGAAACA
This is a messenger RNA of Nerophis ophidion (straightnose pipefish), 6818 nucleotides long. RefSeq names its product sortilin. Gene Ontology annotation, biological process: vesicle organization; endocytosis; Golgi to endosome transport. The transcript has 21 exons. NCBI's taxonomy places the organism in Eukaryota, Metazoa, Chordata, Actinopteri, Syngnathiformes, Syngnathidae. Gene Ontology annotation, cellular component: Golgi apparatus; membrane. Gene Ontology annotation, molecular function: protein binding. The record is from RefSeq and is a predicted model, not a curated record. Bases 230 to 2698 code for a protein of 822 amino acids.